Closterium sp. Naga37s-1 is the source of this 3270-nucleotide messenger RNA. The record is from the annotation of a GenBank genome assembly. NCBI's taxonomy places the organism in Eukaryota, Viridiplantae, Streptophyta, Zygnematophyceae, Desmidiales, Closteriaceae.
AUGCAGGGUCUCCACGACAGAAUCCAGAGCGACGAUUGGUGCAGAGGGCUCUCAGACGGCCUUCACGCAGACCCCCUAUCCAACCCUUCGUACAGUGUAUACUUCCGCUGCUCCAGCCAGGCUCUCGCCGCUCUCCACCGGUGUCCACCGCACACGCUGUUCCUGGAGGCAGGCCUGGGGAAAAGCAGCGAGGAGCAGGAAGAAGGGAGCGAGGGCGCGUGCAUCCUAGAGGAGGAGUUCCUGCAGAAUGCACACCUGAUGAAACUCGGCGCGAGCUCCCCUGUGAACGGCGAGGCGGGUUUCCGUGUCGAGGGCCAGGGUGACGCAGGCUCCUCGUAUCCGUCUGGCGGCCACAGGGGGGUUUCGUUGAGGGAGGUGGCAGGUGUGAGCCGGGCAGUGGGUUUGCUCAAAGCGGAGGGGACAGCAGCAACUAGGGUGGGAGGGGCAGGAGAGGCAGGAGAGGCAGGAGAAGCAGGAGAAGCAGGAGAGGCAGGAGGAGCAAGGGAGGCAGGAGGGGUGGUAGGAACGGCAACGAGGAGUCAGCUUGAGGUGAACCAACAGGCAGGAGGAAGCGGCGUUUCAUCGCAGCCCUCAGCUGCCCCGCCGGACCUGCAAGCCCUGGCGGAGCUGAACGCGCUGCUGGCCUUCAAGGCUUCCGUCAUCGUCUUCAAUGACCUCCUCGCCUCAUGGACCUUCUCCGCCCUCACGGCCCUCACCAACCUCUCUCUCUCCAGCAAUCGCGACUACCGAGAGAUGGCUGGGCUCAUGGGCGCCUUCCCCUCCCACCUCGCCGCGUGCUCCUCCCUCCAGCUCUCCGGCCCCCUGCCGCUGCAGAAGGGCUGUGGCAUGUCCUUGUAUCUGCUUCAGCUCGGUUCAAACCGGUUCACUGGUGGUCUCCCUGCUGACCUCUCGUCCUGCUACUUGCUUUACUCGCUCGACGUGUCCGGGAAUUUACUUUCAGGGCAGCUGUCGCCGGGUUUCUUCACUUCCCUGGCAGGGACGUCGGUGGGGGAGAUUUACCUUAUGAACAAUAGCUUCGAGGGUAAUUUACCCGUGGAAAUUGGUGAUGUUGUAACGCUGGGCGUGCUGGAUGCCAGCAGCAACCGGCUUUCCGGGAAGCUUCCGGAGCUCAAAUCCUGCCCGUCAAUGAUUUACCUGGCGAACAAUUCCUUCUCGGGCAGGAUUCCGGCAGGGUUUAUCUGCCCGUCCUUGACAGCCCUAGACCUGAGCAACAACUCUUUGUCCGGGGACCUGCCCGAAAUCCUUCUGGGUAGUGCUAGGCCAUCCAAACAAAUCCCACCACCAUCGGCAUCGGCAGCAGCAGCAUCAACACUAUCAGCAGUCGCAGCAGCAGCAGGAGGAGCAGGAGCAGGAGCAGCAGCAGCAGCAGUUGAUACAGCACCACCACCGCAACAGAAGGCACCAGCCUUCCAGUACCUUUCUCUGAGUCUCAACCGUCUCACCGGCCCUCUUCCCUACCUAGGCAAGUGCUCCUCCCUCACCACCCUCCUCCUCGAUUCCAACCAAUUCUCCGGCCCCCUCCUCCUCUCUUCCCUCUCUCCCUGCCCUAGACUCCAAUCCUUCAACGUCUCCCACAACUCCCUUACAGGCACCCUCGAUACUAUCACCUCGCAGCUUCGCCCCUCCCCCAUUUUCACCCUCGGCCUCGCCGGAAACCUCCUGGACGGUCCCGUUCCGGCCGCCAUCGGAAAUCUGACGUCAGCACGGGCUAUUGAUGUAUCAGACAAUCGCCUCUCAGGUUCCCUCCCACCGACACUUAGCCAGCUGCAGGUGCUCCGUUCGCUAAGUGUCAGCGGGAAUAAUCUUUCCUCUACCCUCCCAGCAGAACUCAGCGCUCUUUCCCUUCUCACCUCUCUGGACGUGAGCAGGAACGAUUUCUCGGGCCCGAUUCCCCCGCAACUAGCCCCUCCGUUCCUCCCCCGCCUCCUCUCCUUAAACCUCUCUCAUAACCACUUCUUCGGCGCUAUUCCCUACGGUUUCUCCAACACUAAUACCUCCGCCACAGCCCUCGAUUUCUCCUACAACAAUCUCUUAGGUUCAAUUCCUUUUAACACCACCGGUACCAGCCCCACUGGCACGUUUCUCUCUGCAUCCGCGUUACAAGGCAACCCCGGACUCUGCGGGGGCUUCGGGUACCUCGCCUGCCCCACGCCGCCCUACGAGAGCACAGGGGGGGUCUCCCUCGGAGCGAUCGCAGGGAUCGCGGUGGGCUGUGCGGCGUUUGUGGCGGCGCUGCUGGUGCUGCUGGUGCUGCUGUGGCUGUGGCUGUUUGCGCGGCGCAGAGGGCCGAGUCUGGACGGAGGCACGAUGCUGGUGUUUGAGAAGCUGGGCUUUAAGCUCACGGUGACUGAUGUGGUGGAUGCGACUGAAGACUUUAGCAACAAGUUCCUGCUGGGACGAGGAGGCUUUGGCUCCGUCUAUAGAGCCACACUGCAGGACGGCAGGGAAGUGGCCAUAAAGCGACUGGCACUAGGCAGCAGCCAGGGGCAGCGGGAGUUUGAAGCCGAAAUGAACACCCUCGGCAACGUGCGGCACCGCAACUUAGUAGUCCUAGUCGCCGCAUACCUCUCCCCGCCGCCCGCCCAAGAGCGCCUCCUAAUCUACGACCUCCUUCCGGGCGGCUCACUGGACCACGUCUUAGCGCGCGAAAUGGGCAAAGACUCGCCGAUGCGACGGUGGGCUGUAAGGAGGAACAUCUUAGAGGGUACAGCGCGGGCCCUCAAAUACCUUCACCAGGACUGCACCCCAGGGAUUAUCCACCGGGAUAUGAAGCCCGCGAAUAUUCUCCUGGACGAAAAUUUAGAGGCUAAGGUUGCAGAUUUUGGGCUGGCGAGGGAGGCGGAUGCGAGCAGGACUCAUAUGAGCACGAGUGUGUUUGGGACGGUGGGGUAUUUGUCUCCGGAGUACUCGCAGCGGGGGCGGCUGUCGUUUAAGAGCGACGUGUUUGCGUUCGGAGUGCUGGUGCUGCAGGUGAUUACUGGGAAGCUUCCGACGGACAGUGACGUGGCGGAACGAGGGCUCGCCAGGUGGGUGGGGAUGCACACGGUGGCAUCAUUCGUGGACGACAGGAUAGACGAUGCGUUGCUGUACGAGGAUGAGAUCAUGGGCGUCGUCACUCUCGCCCUGCAGUGCACCCAGACCGUGCCUGCUGACCGCCCCUCCAUGCCUGAGGCUCUCGAGGUGCUGGAGAAUCUGCACGACUUUGCCAAGGGGAUCCGCAUGGGGAUAGACGCUAAGGAGGUGGAGUGA